This is a messenger RNA of Myiozetetes cayanensis, 4116 nucleotides long. It is a transcript of the gene EXOSC10, whose product is annotated as exosome component 10. Bases 1 to 2685 code for a protein of 894 amino acids. Gene Ontology annotation, biological process: exonucleolytic trimming to generate mature 3'-end of 5.8S rRNA from tricistronic rRNA transcript (SSU-rRNA, 5.8S rRNA, LSU-rRNA); poly(A)-dependent snoRNA 3'-end processing; nuclear polyadenylation-dependent antisense transcript catabolic process. The transcript is spliced from 25 exons. The record is from RefSeq and is a predicted model, not a curated record. NCBI's taxonomy places the organism in Eukaryota, Metazoa, Chordata, Aves, Passeriformes, Tyrannidae. Gene Ontology annotation, molecular function: nucleotide binding; 3'-5'-RNA exonuclease activity; nucleic acid binding. Gene Ontology annotation, cellular component: nuclear exosome (RNase complex); nucleolus.
AUGGCGGCCGCCGUGGGUGAGGGGAGCCCGGCGGGGCGGGCUGGCGGCGCCGGGACGGCCGCGGACAGCGGGGCAGGCAGCGCCAUGCCGGCCCUGCCCGGCUUCGACAGCCCCGACGCCUUCGUCAAGUACGCCCUGGGCACAGUGGUGGCUGCGACGAAGGCGUCCAAUGGGCUCCCCCAGCCUGGCGACGAGUACGAUUUCUACCGCAGCUUCCCCGGCUUCCGCGCCUACUGCGACACGCAGGGAGACCGCCUGCUCCGCUGCAUGAGCCAGGUGAUGCAGUACCACGGCUGCCGGAGCCUCCUGAAAGAUUCCAGCAAAGUGACAGGGCUGGAAGACAAAUUUGAUCUGCUGGUUGACUCCAACGAUGUCAUUCUAGAAAGAGUGAGUAUUUUAUUGGAUGAAGCAUCCGGAGUGAACAGAAACCAGCAGCCAGUGCUGCCAGCUGGGUUACAGCCCCCACAGAUGAUCGUUUCCAGCUGGAACCGCAAGGCAGGAGAAUUCCACAAGAGAACUCAGUCUGAAACCUUCCGGCUGCUUCACGCCAAGAAUAUCACUCGACCACAGCUUAAGUUUCGGGAAAAGAUUGACAACUCCAACACUCCCUUUGUCCCUAAACUUUUUAUCAAGCCAAAUGCUUUGAAACCUUUGCCUGAAGCCCUCACAAAAAGUGGACGGCAGCGAAAGGAGCGCCCUGAGGACUUGGAUGUGCCAGCUGCCUUGGCAGACUUCAUCCAUCAGCAGAGGACGCAGCAAACUGAGCAAGACAUGUUUGCCCAUCCUUACCAGUAUGAACUGGAGCAUUUCUCUCCACCAGAUGGAGUUCUCAAGAAACCAGAACUCCAGAUGUACAGGCCCAUGGAGGAAACACCCUGUCAUUUUAUCACCACACUGGAUGAGCUGGUAGAACUAAAUGAAAAGCUUAUGAACUGUAAAGAAUUUGCCCUGGAUUUAGAGCACCAUUCCUACAGGAGCUUCCUGGGCUUGACAUGCCUGAUGCAGAUUUCCACUCGAACAGAAGAUUUCAUUAUCGAUGCCCUGGAGCUGCGCAGCGACCUGAACAUCCUCAAUGAGACCUUCACAGACCCUGCCAUUGUGAAGGUCCUUCAUGGUGCUGAUUCAGACGUGGAAUGGCUGCAAAGAGACUUUGGUCUGUACUUGGUGAACGUGUUUGACACUCACCAAGCUGCUCGCCUCCUCAAUCUUGGCAGGCAUUCUUUGGAACACCUGCUAAAGCUGUAUUGCAGCGUAGAUGCUGACAAGAAGUACCAGCUGGCUGACUGGAGGAUACGCCCUUUGCCAGAAGAAAUGAUGCAGUAUGCCCGGGAUGACACUCACUACUUGCUCUACAUCUAUGAUAAAAUGAGGGAGUUGCUGUGGGAGAGAGGGAACGAGCAGCCCACGCAGCUGCAGGUUGUGUGGCAGCGCAGCAGGAACAUCUGCCUGAAGAAAUACAUCAAGCCCCUCUUCACAGAUGAAUCCUACCUUGAGCUCUACAGGAGGCAGAAAAAACACCUCGACACCCAGCAGCUGGCAGCUUUUAGGUUGCUGUUUGCAUGGAGGGACAAGAUAGCACGUCAGGAGGACGAGAGCACAGGGUAUGUGCUACCAAAUCAUAUGCUGUUGAAGAUCUCAGAGGAGCUGCCCAAAGAACCCCAGGGCAUCAUUGCCUGCUGUAAUCCCGUCCCACCCCUCGUUCGCCAGCAGCUUAAUGAAUUGCAUCUGCUCAUUCAGCAGGCCCGGGAGAUGCCUCUUGUCAAGUCGGAGAUUACUUCGACUGUCAAGAAGAGAGCAUCUCUACCCACCCCUGAGAAGCUGGAGAAUGCCCUCUUUGGACCACACGACAGUUCACGGAUUCCUAUGGAUGAUUUCCAGAACAACUCUGCCUUGGAGCCUGCACCAGUUUUGGAAGAUUCUUGUCUCUUCUCAGACAGUGAGAGGACAACAAAUAUUCAAGAUAGUCAGCCAGAGCCAGCAUGUCUUGUUGCUACUGCCACUGUCAGCAUAUUCAGUGAAAGCGAUGGAGAUGAAGGAAAUAAGAGGCCUUUAACCACUGCACAGAGGAAAGCUCAGCUAAUAAUGGAGUCCUUCGAAAAUCCUUUUAAAAUGUACCUGCCUCCAGAGGAGAAUUCUGCCUAUGUCUCACAGUCUGCAAAGUUUGACCCAUCAUCAAAAAUUUAUGAGAUCAGCAAUCGAUGGAAGCUGAUGAGUCAGGCAUCGGUACAGAAGAAACCCAAGAAUGAAAUCAGUAAAAAAGCAGCCCAGGAGUCAGCUGCCCGUGCCCAGGCACAGAAGUUGCAUAAAAACGCAGCACAGAACGUUGUGUCUGUUCGUCAGCAAGCCAUGCAGGAACAAGCUAAUAGGAAGAGGGAAAGAGACACGAGUGAGACGGGAGCGGAGCUGCCAACACAGGAGAAGAAACGGCCAAAACCCCCCCAGCAACCAGAGGAGCUGGAAGCACCGAAGCAGUUUACCCCCUUUGAUUACAGCAAGUCCAACUUCAAAGUGUUUGCAGGAAGCAGCAAAUCGAAGCAGUCGCCACAAUUUGAUCCUGCCAAGCAAGCUUACGCAGGCAAGAAAUUUGCUGGGGCGAACAAACUUCAACAGUCUGGAAACCGGAGCAUGUCCUACCUGGCGGGGAAAGCUGAAAGGGGUUCGACACACCACUGGCCAAAGAGAUAAUCCUUGUUACAGGACCUGUGGGAGUUACUGCUGAAGGAAACAAUAGUUAGAAGUGUUGUCACCACAAGGAGGCAAAGACCGGUCGUUGAGCAGUUUUUGUACAGAAAACAUUUUUAAAACUAUUAAAAUCCUUUUUUUUCCAAAAGGAAAAACGUCUUAAUUGAUGCCACUUUUAUUACAUUCACAUUGGUUUUUUUCUAAUUUUACUCAUAAUAUUGCUUUGUUUAUAAUUUUGAAACUUUAUCCUGUGUCCUCAAACAAAAUUAGGCUGAACUUGUCACUUGUUGGAGUUGCCUGAAGUCCAGAACCAGCAUAUCAACGGAGUAUGAGAGGAACCUCUUGGCACCUCUAAAGGCAGCACAAAAAUAAUAGAUUCAGUAGAUAUGACUCAAACCCCAGCAGUGCAGAGGAGGAAAUGAGGCCAGACUGUCUUUUGUGUCAGACCUUGCUUACAAAUUGAACUGCACAGCUCAACUCUUACAGGACAAGGUAAUAUGAAAAAUGAGAGUGUUUACCUGGCAGUGUUUUUGUAUUUUGAAAGAAAGACUUGAUCCUAAGGGGGGGAAAAAAAGAGUUAGGAUACUUUUGGGAUCUGAGGUCAUAGGAUGAAAGCAACAGCAUUAGCUAGAAGGUAAAACCAGAGUGCAGGGUUGGGCUGGGGAAAGGCAGCAGGUUCUGUGCUGCAACUGAAUCUUUACAGCUAAACUAACAUCUCCAAGUUUUAAAUACCCACAGUGAGUUACCCUGAAGUCUUUGUAGAGAGUAUCAGAAACAGUAUCAGUGUUUGGUGGAUGGAUGACUGAGCUUAUUCUAAUGCUGACCACUGCUGGCUGGUACUGCUGCUGUGCAGAGGUAAGGAACACGACAUUUUAACAGGGCUUUAUUUUACAAAGACUGAGGAGGUUUGGGGUUGACUUUGUUUUCAAUCUCUUCCACUGUUUUUGGGGAGUAGGGAGUGGAAGGAACAGAGGAGGGGUUUUCCUUCUUAGGUAUCUUAGUGUGAACAGUGCCAACUGAGCAGCAUUGUAAUGGUGGAACAGAGUCUCUUUCUGCUCAUAAAGUCUGCUUGCAUGGCUGAAUAUUGGAGAAUGUUUUUGUAAAGAGGCAGUUAAAUAGCAAUUGUCUCUUAAGUGCAUUUGCAGGGGCUGCCAAUUCCCUUCCCAGCUUUACCAGUUCUGGUUAUUUCUGUAACUGGAAGAACAAGAAGUCUUACUAAAAACCACAUUGCCCCCAGGGAUAUUAAAAUCUCUAGUUUAAGUCCUCUACUUUAAGUUCCAUGCGAGGUGACAUUUCAAGGGUGAUCUUAAUUUCAGGAUUUUUCUGGUUUUCCAGAACCAAAUCUGCUUUUGUGACAUCCACACAAUCCCAGGAUGGGUCAGGCUGGAAGGGACCACAGUGGGUCAUCUGGUCCCACCUCCCUGCUCCAGCAGG